AUGGGUAAAAAACCUCCAAAAAUGAAGAGCAUUACCAAAAGCAAGACGAAGGCUCACAAGCAGAAGGUAAAAUCUCAUAAGAAAAGCAAGAACAUUUCAAAACAAAAGUAUCGAACAAAACAACGGUCAGAGAGUCAAGACAAAUUAAAAAAACCGGAGGCACCUCUUACUGACUAUUUGACGCACAAGUCAAAUUACAUUGCUGUCCGAUUUAUAUUUGAAUGCGGUAUUAAACUGGGUCUUAAACAUAUAACUAUAUGCUCAGCAGCAGUUUACUUCCAUAAGUUUUAUAAACACGUUGAUGAAACCUCUUAUGACAAUUAUUCUAUAGCUAGUGCAACUUUAUACUUGGCUAGUAAAGUUCAAGAUGAAACCAUCAGACUUCGAGAUUUGAUAAAUGUGUGUUACCACACAUUACACAGGGAUGCAGCUCCAUUGCGCUUAGCUGAAGAUUAUUGGAACUUCCGGGAUUCCAUUGUGCACGCUGAAAUGUUAAUCAUGAGAAUAGUACAAUUUGACACAACUUUCGAUCAUCCACAUAAUUAUUUUUUGCACUACGUUCAGACUCUAAGACCAGUUUUCUAUUCAAAACAUGGCAAGGACAUCAUUGUAUUUAAGAAAGCAUAUGAUUUCUUACACGAUUUUUAUCAUAGUAGUGAUAUUCUUCAGUUUAAGGCACAGCACAUUGCAAUUGCUUGUAUUGAACUAGCGAUCAAAGUUUAUGGCAUUCCUUCUCAAAUAAUUGAUUAUGAAAUUAAACCUUGGCAUCAGGCAUUGGUUGAAGAUUUGGACAAGGAUACACUUUGGAAUGUUAUGGCAGCGAUCAUGGACACAUACGAUCUCGAGUUAACUACCAACUAA
Messenger RNA from Macrosiphum euphorbiae (potato aphid), 861 nucleotides. The record is from the annotation of a GenBank genome assembly. NCBI's taxonomy places the organism in Eukaryota, Metazoa, Arthropoda, Insecta, Hemiptera, Aphididae.